UUUCGGUAAACACAAGUCAUUUCGAGUUUACAUUUUGAUGUAUUAGGAUCAGAUUUUACUAAUUAUUUGUUUAAAUUAUAUACCUAGUGCAAUUUUCACAAAAUGGUUGCAGCCAUUUACUAUCCCUUUGGUGACGAGCCUAAAACACUAGCGAUGGCCACAGUGGCGGCCACGAUGGAGACCUCAUCAACCCACAUCCAAUCAGAGAGCAGGGUCCAGCACAGCUACCAGGAGGUGCAGGUGUCUGAGCGACAGGUGUCUGAGCGACAGGUGUCCGAGAGACACUCGGAGAAGCUGAAGAAAAAGAGCAAGUCCCGCAGACAUAAGGAUGAAGGCGCCAUUUCAGUGUCGAAAAGCACAGACAAGUUGUACAAGAAGAUGAAGGCGGCCGAGGCGGACUCGAACCCACAAUGCGAGAAGUGCUCCCGCCCUGUCUACGCCAUGGAGCGGAUCAAGGCCGAGAAGAGAAUCUGGCAUAAGGAGUGCUUCCGAUGUGUGCAGUGCAACAAACAACUCACCGUGGAGACAUACCAGAGUGACCACACGACGCUGUACUGCAAGCCCCACUUCAAACAGUUGUUCGAACCGAAACCUGUUGAUGGCGAUGACGAUGUUGACGCCGCAGCAACUAAAAAGCACCAAAUGAUCAUCUGCGAGAGUAAUCCCGUCGAACUGCCGCCAGAUGUCGUUAGAGCAUCAGACAAGCCAGACCUUGGUCUGGAGGAGUUAUCGCAGCUGGACGUGAAGUCCCGCUUCGAGGUGUUCGAGCGCGCCACACAGCCGCAGCUCGAGCCGCAGCUGCACGAACACAGAGCUCCGCGGGAGAAGAGCACAGCACUACUAUCCAAGCUCGCCAAGUUCAAGGCGAAGGGAAUGGACGUCGGUGUGUCUGACGAAUACCUGAAUGGAGUUCCCAUCGAGCAGAGCUCCAGCGAGCCAGAGGAAGAAGAAGAUGACGAAGACUCAGUGCUCAAGAAGUCGUACAAACACACAGCCAAUAAGGAACAGCCGGUGUCUUUCUGCAACAUGAGCGAGAUAGUUGGCAAGUUUGAGAGCGGACAGCACUCUUCUUCUGAGAGACACCGCGAGAGGAAGCAGGAGAUUCAGAACAUAAGGAGCAGGUUGUUCAUGGGCAAGCAAGCCAAAAUCAAGGAGAUGUACGAGCAAUCAGUACUGCAGAGCGAACAAGGCGUAGUGUCAGCGGACAAAAUCUCUCGCGAGCUAGAAUUGGACGCGGAAAAAGCGCGCGCGAUCAAACAACGAUUCGAGAAUGGCGAAGUUUUUAAUGACGAGAACCAGCCGCCCAGGAACAGGGAGAUCGAUGACCGAACGCUCUUUAAUGAAGGUAUCGGCAAGAAGUCUCGUUCGAUCUUUCUAGAAUUGGACGCGAACGCUAAGAACAUGGCGCCGCUGUUGCCGCCGCCGCCGCAGGACCCGCCCAAGAGGAAGGAAAUCCCUUUCGUGGCAAAGGACGUGGUCCGGUCCGGCGACCGCGUGGAGGACGCGCGCGUAGCGCCGGCCGACCUCUCCGACCGGUUCCGGUUCUUCGAGACCUUCCGGCCCGACAGCGCCCGCCGCGAGUUCCGCAUGACGCCGCCGCGCCAGCCGCAGCGCGCCAAAUCUCCAUCGCCCGAACUGUACCACGAGCCGAGCGUCGUGCGCAGCGACGAGAGACAUUGCGACACCGAAUUGGCUGCCGAUAGACACACGGCGUCCCGCAUGAUCUCCGUGUUCCGACAGAUGGAGACACAACUCAACAGACAAGAUGAGAAUCAAGGCCCGAAGCCCCUGAAGCGCUUCACCCCCCCUCCCCCAGGGGAACACAACCACCAGGGACACUCGUCAUCUGAAGAAGAUUACAGCGAAGAAUCUGACUACGAGGAAGAUAGCGAGGAAGAACGCAGGAGAGUGUAUCUCGAGGCGCGACAGAGGGAUGAAGCUUUAAAACAGGCGCAGCAGCUGGCGCGCACGAAGAGUUUCCGCUCGCGCUUCGAGAACUGGUCGGAGAGUGAGCCGCGCGCCCGCGACGCGCGCGACCUCGCGGACUGGGACCUCGGGGGGGACGGGGACUCGCAGCUCGAGACUGCCAAGAGCCUCCGCGAGAAGUUCGAGAACAUGAAGGUGCAGUCAAACUCUGUCACAAAGACUUUCGCGCCCAAAGUUAAUAGAUUUGUGUGACCGUCGCGUGGUAACCAUCGAGUGACCCUCUAUUGCCAAAGUAACCCUAUACAGGUUUAGAAAUCAACGUAACCUGCCUUUAUAAUUAAUUUGUAGUUAGUCUAUGGUUGUAUCCCUAUUUUUGACGAAAACUCGUAAAUAUAUAGGAAAAUAUUUAUUUCUAAUUUGUGUAGGACUGAUAAGUGAUGCAUUUUAAUGUGCCUUAGUAAGUGCAAUUGAGCUAUUUUAUUAUAUAACAAAUAAUACUCGAGAAAUCUAAAAAAAAUAUUUCUAUCAAAAAUUGUACCCUAUUAAUACUUAGAUAUUGUCAGAAUUUCUUUAAAUUUUUCGUAAUAAGAGUAUGAUGUAAUCGAUGUCAAAAAAUAUGUUUACAUUAAAUAAGGAAGUUUACAAAAGAUAAUAAAGGUGCUAAGAUCUUAAUAUUCAUCGAGAUAUAAUUUAUACCUUUACGAAUUCAUUACAACUAGUGUGUCAACUAUCGAUAGCGUUUCGAUAGACUAUCGAUAGUUUGAGAAAAAAUCAAUAGUAUCCACAGCGAUCGAUAGCCAGUUUUGGUGAUUGCACCAUAAUAGCGAUUGUGUGGCCUUUUUCAAUUAAAACUAUCGACAGUUCGGCAACGCUAAUUACAACGAUAACUAUUGAUGCCAAAUCUUGCUUAUUCAUGGUUCGAUUACACUUUAGCGUUAGUUAAGUGGCAAGUGAUCAAGUCAAGUCAAUAGUCUUGUCAAUUUUUCAUAACCCUAAUAUGUUUGUGCCAUUAUCACUGCAUUAUUUUAGACAAUAUUUUAUUUAUAUAUUCACAUCUAAAUUAAUUGUAAUAUGUAACAAUAUAUACCUGUAUUGAUUGUAUUUCAGUCAAAUUUUAGCCAUUUUAAAACUCUUGCCUUGCAUAAUAUUAUAGGAUAUAUACUAAAUAUGUUAUUGCACAUAACAAAAUGUAAUUUAAAAUACAUACUUAAAUGUUUUAAAUUACAGCAUGCCAUGACUUUUGUUAUUUUGGAUUAUUCGCGAAAGAAAUGUUCAUUUGUAUAAAACUUGCUUUGGUUUAUACACAUGUUCAUUAAUUGUGAUUUUUAUUAUCCGACUGAAUAUCAACUAUUUAUUGUUUGUACUUAAAACCGUUUUGUCAAUAUUUUGUAUACCUGCGGUAUAAGAUAUUAAUUAAAGUUUAAAAAAUUA
Plodia interpunctella (Indianmeal moth) is the source of this 3357-nucleotide messenger RNA. RefSeq lists its product as uncharacterized. Lineage: Eukaryota; Metazoa; Arthropoda; Insecta; Lepidoptera; Pyralidae. Gene Ontology annotation, biological process: actin filament bundle assembly. Gene Ontology annotation, molecular function: actin filament binding. The transcript has 18 exons. The record is from RefSeq and is a predicted model, not a curated record. The coding region runs from base 103 to 2178 and encodes 691 amino acids. Gene Ontology annotation, cellular component: plasma membrane; actin cytoskeleton.